Molecule: messenger RNA, 2341 nt
Organism: Salvelinus fontinalis (brook trout)
Lineage: Eukaryota; Metazoa; Chordata; Actinopteri; Salmoniformes; Salmonidae
Product: E3 ubiquitin-protein ligase RNF144B-like
Exons: 8
Coding region: 464-1477 (337 amino acids)
Biological process (GO): protein polyubiquitination; positive regulation of proteasomal ubiquitin-dependent protein catabolic process; ubiquitin-dependent protein catabolic process
Cellular component (GO): mitochondrial membrane; cytoplasm; ubiquitin ligase complex
Molecular function (GO): ubiquitin conjugating enzyme binding; zinc ion binding; ubiquitin protein ligase activity
Source: RefSeq, a predicted model, not a curated record
GCAGGCUAGAGGACAUUCCACCAAUAGCCUACCGCUUCCUGGUCAAGUAAGCAGCAGGCAGGGCAGCAAGAACAUCGUUGGCGGAACAAUACUACACACACACACCCGUCCAUCUGGAAACACGGGUCUGACUGUGCAUGCCAACACUGAUUGCGUUGGUGAUUGUAGGCCAGGCAGGGAGGUGUGUCUAGUACAGUUGGAAGAAAGAGGUAAAUGGGUGGUGCUUGUGUGAAUAUCGUGGCGACCGGAGCGGAGGUGUUUUGUAGGUGACUGUGUAUCAACAGAUGUGCAUGUGUCCUAGUAAAAGCACUGCGGCUGUUAAUCUGGACAGAAGCAGCUCGUAGGCUACACGAAGUAGGCGACCUGACCGAGGAGAUCAUGGAGCACAGCCCUCCCCACUUCCUCCAGCAGAAGGGCUAAAAGAAGCUUCCAGACAGCGCUGACUGACCGCUCUGCUCCCCCCAUGGCUAACAACAACAGUCCAGCCCGGGGCAAGAGCCAGGGUCAGGGCCCCAUAGCCAACAGCAGUCCAUCCCAGCCUCUGGGCCAGGCCGGGGCUGUAGUGGCCUCGUCCUCCACCCAGGCUGAUGUGGUGGUCUACUGCAAGCUGUGCCUUAGUGAGCACCCCUCAGCAGCAACCAGCGCGCUGCACACCUGUGACUGUGUCUUCUGCACCCUGUGUCUACAGCAGUAUGUUCAGCUGGCCAUCCGGGAGGGUGGGGGCAGCCCGGUCACAUGUCCAGACAUGGCUUGUCAGAGAACAGGAGUCCUACUACACUCAGAGAUAGCCUGUUUUGCCCCUGCGGAUCAGGUUGAGCUGUACCAGCGACUGGAGUUUGAACAAGGGGUGCAGCUGGACCCUAGUAGAGCAUGGUGCCCGGUGCUGGAGUGCCAGGCUGUCUGCAGAGUUGGACCCAGCUCAGAGGGCCAGCCUACGUCCGUGCCCUGCUCAGCCUGCCACACCAUCUUCUGCUCUGGUUGUAGAGGGCCCUGGCAGGACGGGCACGCCUGCUCCGAGCACCAGCCUAUGACAUCAUCAUCGCCUGCCUCAGAGAGCAGGGGCCGGUCAUGCAGUGACUCUGAUCUGCCCAUCAAGCAGUGCCCCAUGUGUGGUGUGUACAUCGAGAGGAACCAAGGCUGUGCCCAGAUGCUGUGUAAGAGCUGCAAACACACCUUCUGCUGGUACUGUCUGCAGAACCUGGAUGGUGAUAUAUUUCUGAGGCACUAUGAUAAGGGGCCAUGCAGGAACAUGCUGGGCCACUCCCGAGCCUCCGUCAUGUGGAACAGAACACAGGUGGUGGGCAUCCUGGUUGGCGUCAGUGUCAUCGUGCUGGUGGCCUCUCCUCUCCUCCUGCUGGCUUCACCCUGCAUCCUGUGCUGCCUGUGCAAGCCCUGCCGAGGCAAAAAGAAGAGGAGGAAGAAGAAAGAGCUCACACAGACAGACAUACAGCCAGAACUCAGUCCCACCAAGUCAUAAAGAGAGACUGCUCCUUCUUCUCACCACGGUCUGGGAAUGGAUCCAUUUAGUCAGUUCAGGCACUGAUUUUAAUUCAUGAAUGGAAACAUCUUCAUUGAAAAGAAUGGGGUAUUUUUCAACUCAUUGAAUUUUAAAUAAUGUUAUUGAAUUGACAGAAUUGAAAACUGACUAGUACCCUGAUUGCCACCAUCUCACACACACAUACAGUACAGGACCGCUGUCUACCACCCUCAUGUGCCAAACGUCACCAUGCCAAACCAGUCUUCUUACAGUAGGUGCACAAGUGCCUCCAUCCUACAGUGCCUGGUAUUUGUUUUGCCUUCCAUUAUAUUAUGCAAAAUAUGUGUGUGUUGUUUAUGAAAAGAACGACUGUAAGUAACAUAAGUAACAUAACGACUGUAAGUAACAUCCUUAACCAAUGCAAAACAUUGUUUCAUAAUGUGCUGUGGAAACUGCAUUGUGCACUGUAUUGGGUACUGGGAGAAAAAUGUGUCCUGGGAGAAAAAUGUGUUCAUCCCAAAUGGCACCCUAUUCCCUACAUAGUAUACUACUUUUGACCAGUCCCUGGUCAAAGGUGUGCACUAUAAUGGGAAUAGGGUGCUAUUUUGAAAGUAACCAAUGAUAUAGGGCUUCAAAGGUGCACAUAGAAAUAUUUUCUGCUGCUGACAGAUUCCUCCUGGAAUUCCAGACCAAAUUUCUGUUGGGUUCUAUAUACUACUACUACUAUAAUGUAUGUAAAUAUGUAUUUAUGGAAUAGUGUAUAUGGUGUCCUGUUUGUUUCUACUUUUCUUCGUUGAUGUUUCUGCAUCAGAUAUUUUGUAAAAGAUCCAUUGUAAUUGAAAUAAACAUCAGAUAUUGAACAUG